AUGUUUUUGGUGAUAUAAACCUGAGUGAUAUAUUUAAAAAUAACCGUUACAGUAUAAUUUAUCUAUACGCAGAAUGGAACACUGCCAUUUCAUUAAUAGUUUGCUUGACACGGGACUGUUUUUAAUUUCAAAUUCCAUCGACAUAAUAACGACUUGAUUUCCCAUCCACUAGCAACGAAACACCAACGAGUUAAAUUACCUUAUUUUUUACACUGAAACCUCUAAGGAUGUCUUCCAUGAUCGUCCCUGUAAUUGAUGUCCAGAAUGAUAACUUUAAAGAGCUCUGGCCAGCCAUGGUGUUGGCGAUCAGGACAUCAUCUUUCAUAGCGCUGGAUACUGAGUUAAGUGGUCUUGGAUCAAGAAAGGAUUUACUGGCACAAUGUAUUGAAGAACGGUACAAAGCUAUUUGCAAUGCUGCACGGACACGCUCUAUUUUGUCCUUGGGAAUCGCCUGUUUCAAAAAGCUUCCCGACAAGGCUCCUCACACUUACCUGGUGCAGGUGUACAACCUGACCCUGCUUUGCAUGCAGGAGUAUGUGAUCGAGCCGCAGUCCGUGCAGUUCCUGGUGCAGCAUGGCUUCGACUUUAACAAGCAGUAUGCCCAGGGCAUCCCAUACCGUAAAGGAAACGACAAGGGCGGUGAUCUGCAGAGCCAGAGCAUGCGAGCGCUUUUCCUGGAGGUGAUUCAAGCACGGAAGCCCCUGGUCCUUCACAAUGGACUCAUAGACCUGGUCUUUCUCUACCAGUGUUUCUACGCUUGGCUCCCAGAUCGACUGGGAACCUUCACUGCAGACCUGUCUGAGAUCUUCCCUGCUGGCAUCUUCGACACCAAACAUGCUGCAGAGUUUGAGGUGCGCUUCAUGGCCUCCUAUCUGGAAUACGCCUACAAGAAGUGUAAGCGAGAAAAUUUCAAAUCAGUAGAAGCAGGUGGACCUGGCCCCCACCUCUCCUUGGAGUUCUGCAACUACACAGAGAGGCUGUGUACCUACAUUGACUUCCGACAGUGCACAGAGGGGGGUGGGGAGAGAGAGACUGGUGAGGAGGGACCCCCUGCCAUCUGUAUGAAGUUCUCUGCAUAUGGCUGGUGCCCCAACGGAUCACAGUGCACUCUGUCUCACAACACGGACCUCAUCAUAGAGCAAGAUGAGCAGAAUAAGAAAAGUAAGGAUCGUAAGAGAAGUAGAAAGAACAAGAGGAAAUUCAAAGCUGCUCAGGAGGAGUCCAGGGCCCCCAAUGAGCCUGAAAGCAGCCCCCUGAACAAACAGCUGUGUGUGGAGGAUGAUAAAAUGCAGGAAGAUUGGGGAUCUGUGAAGGAGACAGCCUCUGCUGAUGUGGUGGAAAUCAUGAAGGAUGCACUACUAGCAGAAGUGGAGAGGAAGGAUAUCAGUGAUGAGCAAGUGGUUGAGGAAACACAGGAUUCAAAUGGGACAGAAAACAAGUGUGAGCCACAAGUGAUCUCAGGAAAUGAGACUGGAGAUCAGAAUGAUGUGGCGAUACCUCAAGGAGAAAAAGAAGGCAGCAAGGGGAAAGAGAAGCAGAAGGCGGCAGAGGGGGGGACGCACAGAGCUGGGUUUGAUGCUUUCAUGACGGGAUACAUCUUUGCAUACAUCACUACAUUGAAGGCAGGAGCGGAAACUGACCCAAGUUCAGGGGCAUGUCUGCCAGACUGCCUGAACAAAGUGUACCUCAGUGGGAAAUCAGUCCCCCUGCAGAUUGUAAAAAGCAGCUUUUCUAAGUCUUCAAAAGCCCACUCUCUCAAAAUGGCAUCAGUCUGGGGCAAGAGUUGAUCAAAGUAUAGGGGACAGAAAAUGCCAUACCUGUAUGUUUGAAACACUGCGAUUACCUUUCCAGGAGUCGUCGGUCCAUGAGGUUUAUUCUUGAUCUUAUUUUUGUGUUGAACGAGUUUUUCAUUUUAAAUAUAUUUUGUAAAUAAUCUUUCCAGUGUACAGACAGUUACACAUUUAUCUAAUGUGUAUUUGAGUUUUGGAUUUGUUAAGAAUCCAGUCUGAGGUUUAGUUUUCUUUUUGUUAAGUUGAUGCUAACAGGUUUUGAGUACAUAUUUCUAUUACAAAAUAAAUACUGGUCUAGUACUUUAAACUGGGAAUGUUUUGAUUUGAUUGUAUUCUCUACCACUAGGGGUCAUGCAGACAAAGGAGAAAAUUCAUUCUUAAUUGCAGGUUAAUGUUAGACAAUGUAAAUUUAGUUAAGUUAGUCCAAGGUUAGUGGUAUACUCCAGGAGCUGGUUUUUCAACAUUUUUUAUCUGGGUAACAGUGAGACAGAUUUUGUAAUCCUAUAUUUUGUGAUCGAAAUUACUUUAAAAAAAGAAACUGAUUUUGUAAUUAUUUGUAGUCUGGAUAAAUGUAAUCCAACAGUUACGUUUUCUGAAAAACCGGCUCACAACAAUCCAGAUAAAAGUAACAAAAUCCGGACUCACUAUUAUCCAGAUUACAAGUUUUGAAAAACCGGCCCCAGCACGAUGAAAGCUUCCUGCUGACUUCACUGGUGUUUGUUGAUAACUCUGUGUGUACAAAGCACCCUGAGAGCAAGAUGAAGUUUCAUAUAUUUAGUCGACUUCAUUUGAAGAAUUAAAUACAUUUUAAAAACAUUAUUAUGAUUUAAAACUUGUGGGGAAAACAUUUAUAUGUAAAAAAAUAAAAUAAUAAAAAAAGACCAUUAUGCAAAUAUUUAAU
Molecule: messenger RNA, 2691 nt
Organism: Acipenser ruthenus (sterlet)
Lineage: Eukaryota; Metazoa; Chordata; Actinopteri; Acipenseriformes; Acipenseridae
Product: target of EGR1 protein 1-like
Exons: 9
Coding region: 228-1787 (519 amino acids)
Biological process (GO): snRNA 3'-end processing
Cellular component (GO): cytoplasm; Cajal body
Molecular function (GO): 3'-5'-RNA exonuclease activity; snRNA binding; metal ion binding
Source: RefSeq, a predicted model, not a curated record